Molecule: messenger RNA, 449 nt
Organism: Hemiscyllium ocellatum (epaulette shark)
Lineage: Eukaryota; Metazoa; Chordata; Chondrichthyes; Orectolobiformes; Hemiscylliidae
Gene: pierce1
Product: piercer of microtubule wall 1
Exons: 3
Coding region: 1-423 (140 amino acids)
Biological process (GO): axoneme assembly
Cellular component (GO): axonemal microtubule
Source: RefSeq, a predicted model, not a curated record
AUGUCUCUGUGCGGAGUGAAGGAACCCACCGUGAAAUACCUGAAAACCAGCCCAGAGCCUGAGCCCACCGCCCCGGGCCGGACCAGCCAGUAUUACCGGGUGAAACCUGGCGUUCCCGAGAGAUUCGAGCAUCCGAGCUGUUUCCAGGGAUACGGAUCUCAGCCAACAAACCCGCUCUACAGAACGACAAACCAAACUUACGGCAGUCAGCAGCCAACUGUUCAUGAAAUGCCGACCAGUUACUUUACAGUAUCUCAGAAACUUUCUGAACAUUUAAGUAAAUGUGGGAUGUACAAGGACCACGGAUUUAACGUGGGCACGGAGAAAUCGCUGGUCACUGGACCAGAAAACCUGAUCACAUUCCAGGAUCGGCUGAACUUUCAUCGCUCCUAUUUCUCCGCUGGUCCUUCCUACACAGAUUAGGCAAGGCCCCGUGUCCACGCAAACUC